AUGCCGCGAAAUCGCCCAGCCACGACAGGCUACGAGCGCCUGGAACAGGCCGACCACUCGAGCGAUGAGUCUGAGGACGACCCCAUGCUUCAGAGUUCUGCGUCUUUACAGGAUCCCCGAGCUCCCCGCUACAACCAUACGUCACAGCCGCGGCCCCACUCUGGCAUGGCCUCGCCGAGAGCUCAUGCGAGCAAUGCCAGUCGCCCAGGAGGAUCAAAACACAGCCGCGGCCGGAGACUUAGGAGCAACUCGGGCGUGGAUGUCAAAGCAAUCAACGCACGGCUGGAGCGAUGGGCAGAAGAAAUAGCUUCAAAAUUUAAACGGGGAAAGAAGGGUAGACAUGGCGACGACGACGAGGGCCGGCUCGAGAUACACCAUAGUGUGUUUCAAGCACCCGAGGGCGUGAGACCCGCCACGGCGCAGAGUCUGGCAGUCCCGCAGGAGGGUGUCAUGACGAGGGACGAGUUUGAGUACAUUGUCGACACUGUGCGGCUGGCUAUCGAGCAGGGCGUCCAUCCGAGGAUGAUCGCACAAGGCAGCUCCGGAUCUUACUUCGCGCGGAACCCGGACGGCAAGGUCGUGGGCGUAUUCAAGCCCAAAGAUGAGGAGCCUUACGCAGCGGGAAACCCGAAGUGGAACAAGUGGAUUCACAGAAAUCUGUUCCCUUGCUGCUUCGGGAGAGCAUGCCUCAUUCCCAACCUCUCUUACGUGAGUGAGGCGGCUGCUUACACUCUGGAUUGCCAACUGCGAACCCACAUGGUACCCUACACCGAUGUUGUGUGGCUUGCAUCGAAGUCGUUCCAUUAUCCGUUCUGGGAUCGCUACAACUACUCCAGGAACAGGAAAACAUUACCUUCAAAACCAGGGAGUUUCCAGGUUUUCCUGAAAGGGUUUAAGGACGCGAAUGUCUUCCUUCGAGAGCACCCCUGGCCGGACCAGUACCUAUCGGGUGUACGAACCAAUGACACGCAUCGCAACAGGCGCAGAAGAUGGGUAGAUAAUUGCCGGCCCAUCGCUGGCCGCUUAGAAGAUGACGACGGCGGAGACGACGGGGCUGAGACCCCGGACCGGUCAGUUCCGGGCCCGGACAAUUUCAUGUGGACAGAGAGCUUGAAGCAGGCUUUCAGAGAAGAGCUCGAGAAAUUGGUGAUACUGGACUACAUUAUGCGCAAUACGGACCGAGGCCUCGACAACUGGAUGAUCAAAGUUGACUGGGAGACUGGAGAAGUCUCAAUAGCAUCGGAGCCUGUGCAUAUGAACAUGGACACAGAGGAAGAGGAGGAGCAAGUGAACGGACCGAGGCCGGUAGAUUUGAGCCAGAGGCCAGCGCAGAAUCGCUCAUCAUAUCCCUACAAAGCCCAGAGACCUAUGGAAGCGUCGAGUCCAACAGAACGGCCACGAGAUCCAAAAAUCAGUAUAGGGGCCAUUGAUAACUCAUUAUCAUGGCCUUGGAAACAUCCUGAUGCUUGGCGAAGCUUCCCCUUCGGUUGGCUGUUCCUGCCUGUGGAUCUGAUUGGCAGGCCAUUCUCGCAGAAGACGAGGGAUCACUUUCUACCACUGCUGACCUCGACAGCGUGGUGGAGCCAAACGCAACUCGCGCUCAGAAGGAUCUUCCAGAUUGACCCCGAUUUCCAAGAAAAGAUGUUCUCCCGGCAGAUAGCCGUGAUGAAAGGGCAGGCAUGGAACGUGGUAGAGACAUUGAAGACGCCGGAUCACGGCCCUCUAGAACUCACCCGCCGCGCAAAAGUGUGUGUGUGGGAUGAUCUAGUGGAAAUUCCCGUGGCCGUUCCUAUGAGGGCGACAUCAUCCGAAAUGCGCCGGCGAACCGAAGAGGACUUUCAAAAAGCUAUUGAAGAGGAGAUGGAUAUUGGCGCAGCGAAUAGCUCCGCCCCAGCCGCGGAUUUGCUUGGCCUUGCCACGCCGCCAGCCGACCUGCCUCAUCCUGGUAGGUUUGAGCUGUCAGGCAACAUCACGGACACAGCCGUGGAUGAGACCCAGUCACUGGAAGACUCGGCCGUUCUCAACGAGAAUACAGCAGCGUCCUCGCCGACCCGGACGAAGCACGACAGGCCCAAGAUGCCCGGGGCGCGGUUUGGGACUAGUUAUCCCGGGCCGCAGCGGUCACACUCGACGCUCAAUGUCUACUCCAACAACAGACGCGAGCGGAGGUAUUCUUUUGCUACGGCUUUGGGACGGCGGAAUAGUAAUUCCAUCGCCCAGACCAUGUACGGUUAUGAUGACGACGUUGAGGGGGAUCUGGGGUACGCUGCGGCCGAGGGCAUGGAGGGCAACCAGCGUAAGGUUAUCGUGGAGAGGUUAGAGCCAGUCAAGGCGCGGAAUCCUGUGUUUACUUGGUGUUAA
This is a messenger RNA of Diaporthe amygdali, 2361 nucleotides long. Its product is annotated as phosphatidylinositol 3. Gene Ontology annotation, molecular function: 1-phosphatidylinositol 4-kinase activity. Lineage: Eukaryota; Fungi; Ascomycota; Sordariomycetes; Diaporthales; Diaporthaceae. Gene Ontology annotation, cellular component: endosome; trans-Golgi network; fungal-type vacuole membrane. The transcript has 3 exons. Bases 1 to 2361 code for a protein of 786 amino acids. Gene Ontology annotation, biological process: endosome organization; Golgi organization; phosphatidylinositol phosphate biosynthetic process. The record is from RefSeq and is a predicted model, not a curated record.